Molecule: messenger RNA, 806 nt
Organism: Scomber scombrus (Atlantic mackerel)
Lineage: Eukaryota; Metazoa; Chordata; Actinopteri; Scombriformes; Scombridae
Gene: tp53rk
Product: TP53 regulating kinase
Exons: 2
Coding region: 12-704 (230 amino acids)
Biological process (GO): protein phosphorylation
Cellular component (GO): EKC/KEOPS complex; nucleus; cytosol
Molecular function (GO): ATP binding; protein serine/threonine kinase activity
Source: RefSeq, a predicted model, not a curated record
AAGACAGCAGCAUGGCGCUGCCGGAAUUCCUCGGUAAAGCAGAGUUAUUAAAACAAGGAGCAGAAGCUCGGGUGUACCGGGCACAGUUUCUGGGCAAGCCGACUAUUGUGAAAGAAAGGUUCAAGAAACAGUACAGACACCCGGUGCUAGACGAGAAGCUGACACACCGCAGGACGGUGCAGGAGGUCCGCUCCAUCCUGCGCUGCCGGAGAGCAGGCAUAUCAGCCCCGGUAGUCUACUUUGUGGACUACACCUCCCAUUGUAUUUUCCUGGAGGAAAUCACAGGUUCCGCGACUGUGCGUGACCACAUCACCUCCGCCCAGCAGCCUGAUUCCUGUCCUGAUCCCCAGCUGGAGCGCCUGGCUCAGAGGGUGGGUCAGAUCUUGGCCAAAAUGCACGACGAGGACGUGAUCCACGGAGACCUGACCACCUCCAACAUGCUGCUGAGGCUUAGCCCGGAGGACGGAGAGUCUGACCUCGUCCUCAUCGACUUCGGCCUGAGUUACAUCUCGGCUCUGCCGGAGGAUAAGGGGGUGGACUUGUAUGUGCUGGAGAAGGCUUUCCUCAGCACACACCCCAACACUGAGGCGCUGUUUGAGAAGCUGCUGAAGAGCUACGCAGCGUCCUCCAAGAAGUCGUCAGCAGUCAUUAAAAAGCUGGACGAGGUUCGGUUGAGAGGGAGGAAGAGGUCCAUGGUGGGAUGAGACACUGCUCUGGACUGGAACAAGCCUGUGUGGAAGUAAUGCUUCUGGAAACACGUUAAAAUGAUAAAGCUGUUAUUGAACAGAAAAGACUAUUAAAUGCAA